Corylus avellana is the source of this 3117-nucleotide messenger RNA. Its product is annotated as Beta-glucosidase, GBA2 type family protein. Lineage: Eukaryota; Viridiplantae; Streptophyta; Magnoliopsida; Fagales; Betulaceae. Gene Ontology annotation, cellular component: membrane. Gene Ontology annotation, biological process: carbohydrate metabolic process; glucosylceramide catabolic process. Gene Ontology annotation, molecular function: beta-glucosidase activity; glucosylceramidase activity. The record is from RefSeq and is a predicted model, not a curated record.
GGUUUGUUCGUAUACUGUAAAAGAACGAAUAAUUGUCAGUGUCUUUGUGCCUUUGCCCAAUCAGCUCCAGUUUCAGUCCGACAACUUCUCAGGAAAAAUGUUUCAGGAGAAGACGCUGGAAAAUGGUUUUGUUGAAGAAGAGAGGGAACAUACUAAGUCUUCAACUAAUAAGGUUGACCCCGGGAAGCCUGCAUCUCUGACCUGGCAGCGAAUGUUAAAUGAUGAGGAAAUUGCCAUUUCACAGUUCACUCUAAGUUUGAGAGAGAUAGUUCAGAUGGCUCCAAUAGGAUUUCGGCUGUGGCGUCAUAUCAGAGAAGAGGCUGCUAAAGGAAAUGGAGUCUUUAUAAAUCCAUUUGCUAAGCACUUUGUAACAUCUUGUCAUGGCGUUCCCUUGGGUGGUAUGGGUGCAGGAAGCAUUGGUAGAAGUUACAGGGGCGAGUUUCAGCGCUGGCAACUAUUCCCCAGAAUAUGUGAAGAGAAACCAGUUUUAGCAAAUCAAUUUUCGGUAUUUGUUUCGCGCUCAAGUGGUGAAAAGUAUUCUACGGUACUGUGCCCGGGGAGUCCAGAGGUGCUUAAAGACACUGCAGUUUCAGGUAUUGGAUCUUGGGACUGGAAUCUGAAUGGAUACAACUCUACAUAUCAUGCUCUAUUCCCAAGGGCUUGGACUGUAUAUGAGGGUGAACCUGACCCGGACCUUAGAAUAGUUUGUCGUCAAAUUUCGCCUGUUAUCCCCCAUAAUUACAAGGAGAGCAGCUUCCCUGUCUCAGCGUUUACUUUCACGCUGCACAAUUCUGGAAAGACUGCUGCAGAUGUUACCUUGCUGUUCACAUGGGCAAAUUCUGUUGGAGGACUUUCUGAAUUUUCUGGUCAGCACUCCAAUUCUAGAAUAAUGGUGAAGGAUGGUGUGCAUGGUGUACUUCUACAUCACAAGACAGCAAAUGGACAACCCCCUGUGACCUUUGCAAUUGCAGCAGAGGAGACAGAUGGUAUUCACGUCUCUGAGUGCCCCUGCUUUUUGAUAUCGGGUAACUCUCAGGGUAUUUCAGCAAAAGAGAUGUGGCAGGAAAUAAAGGAGUAUGGAUCAUUUGACCGGCUUAAUUCCACCAAACCGGCAGUGCCUUCAGAACCAGGAUCAUCUAUUGGGGCAGCUAUUGCUGCUUCUAUUACAAUUCCAGCAAAUGCCACUCGUUCUGUUACAUUCUCAUUGGCAUGGGACUGCCCUGAAGUAAACUUUUUGAGUGGAAAAACUUAUUACAGGCGUUACACAAAAUUUUAUGGUACUCAUGGUGAUGCUGCUGCCAGGAUUGCACAUGAUGCUAUUCUCGAGCAUGACCAUUGGGAGUCCCAGAUAGAAGCAUGGCAAAGGCCAAUUCUUGAUGACAAGAGGCUUCCUGAAUGGUACCCUAUCACUCUCUUUAAUGAGCUUUAUUUUCUUAAUUCAGGGGGUACAGUUUGGACAGAUGGAUCACCUCCGGUGCAUAGUUUAGUAAGCAUUGUAAAAAGGAAGUUUUCCCUUGACAGGUCCAGAUCAGGUUUGAAGGACAUUGUUGAUGUAUACCAUCAAAAUGAUACUGCUGCUGAUGUCCUUGAAAGGAUGACUUCAAAACUUGAGCAAAUUCACACUACAAUCUCAUCAAAUUCUGCAUUGGGGACAAAUCUGCUUCAAAAAGGAGAAGAAAACAUUGGGCAAUUCCUUUUUCUUGAAGGGAUUGAAUAUCACAUGUGGAACACCAAUGAUGUCAGUUUUUACUCAUCUUUUGCAUUAGUUAUGCUAUUUCCAAAAAUUGAACUUAGCAUCCAAAGAGACUUUGCAGCGGCAGUAAUGAUGCAUGAUCCCAGUAAGAUGAAACUUUUACACGAUGGACAGUUGGUCCCUAGAAAGGUUCUUGGAGCUGUUCCUCAUGAUAUUGGAAUCAAUGAUCCAUGGUUUGAAGUAAAUGCUUAUAACCUUUACAACACCGAUAGGUGGAAAGACUUGAAUCCAAAAUUUGUUCUCCAAGUUUACAGGGAUGUGGUUGCCACUGGUGAUAAGAAGUUUGCAGAAGCUGUUUGGCCCUCUGUUUAUGUUGCAAUGGCUUAUAUGGACCAAUUUGACAAGGACAAAGAUGGAAUGAUUGAGAAUGAAGGCUUCCCUGAUCAAACUUACGAUACAUGGUCUGUAUCUGGGGUGAGUGCAUAUAGUGGUGGCUUGUGGGUGGCAGCCUUGCAGGCUGCAUCAGCCAUGGCACGUGAAGUAGGUGAUAAGGGUUCCGAGGAUUACUUUUGGUUUAAAUUUCAGAGGGCAAAGGCCGUGUAUGAGAAGCUAUGGAAUGGUUCCUACUUCAAUUUUGACUGUAGUGGAGGAAAUGCAAGUUCUUCUAUUCAAGCUGAUCAAUUAGCUGGGCAAUGGUAUGCUAGAGCCUGUGGUCUUUUCCCUAUUGUUGAUGAAGACAAGGCUAGAAGUGCACUAGAAAAGGUCUAUAAUUACAAUGUCUUAAAGGUGAAGGAUGGAAGGCGGGGGGCUGUCAAUGGGAUGCUACCUGAUGGAACGGUUGACAUGUCGUGUAUGCAAUCGAGAGAAAUAUGGUCCGGAGUCACAUACGCCGUUGCUGCAACGAUGAUCCAUGAAGAUAUGAUUGAUAUGGCAUUUCAGACUGCAGGUGGAAUCCAUGAAGCUGCAUGGUCCAAAGAAGGACUUGGCUAUUCUUUUCAAACUCCAGAAGGUUGGAACACCAAGGACCAAUGCAGAUCUCUAUGUUACAUGCGCCCUUUGGCCAUAUGGGCCAUGCAGUGGGCACUAACAAGAACAAAUAUUUUUGAGCCAGAGAUUAAACCAGAAGUGAAGGAAGAUUCUUUAUUUAGGCAACAUUCUGGAUUCUCCAAAGUUUCUCGCCUUUUAAAGUUGCCUGAAGAGGCAACAUCUAGAAGUCUUUUACAAGUUGCAUAUGACUACACUAAGAAGAAAAUUGGGAUGUAACUGAAGUUUCUACAACUAUCUUGAGCUCUGUAAAUAAUUCUACUUGAUUGUUGUAACUAGUAUCCUGUAUCAUACAACCACAGUGUUUGUGUUGUAGAAAAAUUGAUUUGUUCAACACAGCUAUUUGAUAUAUUUGUAUAAUUGUAUUCAUAUGGGCUCUA